GGGAUGUGUGAAAGAGUGAUAUGGAUCACAAAUGUAAAUAGAAUUAAUUUCGUUUAAAAACUGUAGAUGUUCGAUAAUAACAAUCAAAAAUGUUUAACGAUGUUUUUGGCAGCAUUGUCGUCGCAAUUCCAAUUGUAUUACAAUCUUUAUACUUUAACACAGCAUGUAUUCUUCGCUUUGACGCCGCUGUCGUUGCAUUCUCCAAAUUUCGAUGUUCGCAUCUCUUACAUAACUUAACUAGUCAGAUAUUCAUCGAUGAAGCCGGUUCUACCUUUUUAUCUUUAUCGCAAUUAGGUGUUCGACCACAAAGUGCUUGUAGGCCAUGCAUGUGUGGCUUACAGGAUAGACACAUCACCGUUUUCGUUGGUUUAUUUCAGCCACCUUCUUUGAACAUUAUAGAGUCGAGCCUAUGUGUAGUUAUGGGGCUUUUACAUGACCGUUCUGAGUUGAGAGGCGUUGUUUACCUUUUCACCUUGACUGAAAAGAAAGAAAGCAAAAAGAAAGAGAACAUCCGCUUUUUGAAAUUGGUAGCUAGACGCGCUGGUUAUUGCUCCUAA
Mycotypha africana is the source of this 557-nucleotide messenger RNA. RefSeq lists its product as uncharacterized. NCBI's taxonomy places the organism in Eukaryota, Fungi, Mucoromycota, Mucoromycetes, Mucorales, Mycotyphaceae. Bases 90 to 557 code for a protein of 155 amino acids. The record is from RefSeq and is a predicted model, not a curated record. The transcript is spliced from 3 exons.